Messenger RNA from Desarmillaria tabescens, 783 nucleotides. RefSeq lists its product as uncharacterized. The record is from RefSeq and is a predicted model, not a curated record. The transcript is spliced from 2 exons. The coding region runs from base 1 to 783 and encodes 260 amino acids. Lineage: Eukaryota; Fungi; Basidiomycota; Agaricomycetes; Agaricales; Physalacriaceae.
AUGGCUUCCGGAGACGAAUACCGGCGACACAAGGCGCACCUAGAGGGCGAGGUCAAGCGUCUCUUAUACCAAAACGAAAAGAAGCAGAUCGAGCUGAACGGAUCUCAAGUGACGAUGAGGGCGUUGAAAGGGCGUAUUCGAUGCUUGGAGACCGAGCUCAGUGACUCACAAAAACUCGUGGCGGAACUGGAAGCUCAUCGACACAGAGCCGCGGGACUAGAGGCAAUCAACACUCGAUUGGUUCCGGAUCUAGAUUCUGCCCGCCAUCUGGUGAAACUUCUGACGACCAACAACGAAGUCCUCCUCCAGAAAAUUAUUGAACUUGGGACUGAUGCUACUGGUCUGGAGAUCAAAACGGCGCGCCUCACGGACGAGAUUGGUUUAUUGCGGGAUGCACUGCGAGAAUACGAGGAGGAGAAAGAGGUCGAAGAAGCCGUUCUUAACCUUGACGAGCAAUCAUCCGUCGAAGCUCCUAGCCAACGAUCAGACUCCAGUGUUGUGUCGACCUCUUCAGACUUCGGUUUCGCACAUCCAGAAAAGCCUUCUUCGUCCUUGGAAGUGCCUCCAUCAGCUGUGAGCGAAGGAGCGCAGAAUAGUAAACUCUCGGAUGACGAUACCAUUGUUUUGGGAGAUCAAGAUGAAACUCAGAGUUCCGAUGCUAAUUCCGAAGUUGUCGACUAUGUUCUGGUACAAAAUACCUUGGCCGAUGCUCAACCUUCAUCGACAACGACGCGUAGGUGUGUAUUUGGGACGAAUGAGAUUUCCAGGAAAAUAAGCCCUUGA